This is a messenger RNA of Acanthaster planci (crown-of-thorns starfish), 11366 nucleotides long. Its product is annotated as lysine-specific demethylase 6A-like. Gene Ontology annotation, biological process: regulation of gene expression. NCBI's taxonomy places the organism in Eukaryota, Metazoa, Echinodermata, Asteroidea, Valvatida, Acanthasteridae. Gene Ontology annotation, molecular function: RNA polymerase II cis-regulatory region sequence-specific DNA binding; chromatin DNA binding; histone H3K27me2/H3K27me3 demethylase activity. Gene Ontology annotation, cellular component: MLL3/4 complex. The record is from RefSeq and is a predicted model, not a curated record.
UACUGUUCUGUAUUGUAUUAUCUGAAUGCACAUACUUGUGUGUGUACAUGUAAAUUCUGUGUUCAGCAAAGAACAAGACCAGUUUUUAUUUUUAUUCCCCCUUUAAGUUUUCUCAACAAACAUCUCACACCAAGUAUUGGGAGUUGUAAUCCAGACUGUCUCCUUCACAGGUCUUUCAGCAAAAUUCCCCUGAUAAGGCCCAAGAAACUUUUACUCUCCCGUGUUUCCUACUUCCGAGACAGCAAUUCCAGUGAAAGCAAGAACCUAACAUGGAUUCUUCAGAAUUGUAAAGAGCAGUGUGUCCUUAACGUCAAAGCCUCGAGGUAUAAGAGACUUCCGUCCCUUUUUCUGCCAUAAAAAAAGAAAAGCUUCUCAACUUCCUGUGUUCACGAGUCAUGUUCGUGGUCGUCCUGCUACUACCGGUCAGUGUGGCUUUCAAUCUGACAUCAGGAAUGACCCUCUGUAAUACUCUGAGGAUCUCCACAAGAAGCUUAAGGGCUGAAAUCCCAUCCAACUUUAUCAACUGGAGAUCCCCGUUUCCCGUGUCAGUCGAGAGUCCGCUGCGCGUGGGAGUUGGAAGAAAAAGAAGUAAAAUAUUUAGACAGUGGAAUCUGCGCUGAGCAGUGAUUAAAAGCAUUUCCCGUGCAUCCAGCCCGGGUCAUUUCAGUCCAUGAAUGACUUCAGUGACUUUACAAAAGGGGGAAGUGACGUCCUGUGGCCGUGACGCAGCAGUGAUGGCAUGGCCAUCCGUGCAUUUCAGCAGGUUCUCUACAUCGACCCCGGCUUCCAGCGGGCCAAUGAGGUUCAUCUGCGACUGGGUCACAUGUUCAAGGUGAACUCGGACUAUGAAUCUGGCCUGAAACAUUACCAGCUCGCUCUCAUCGAUUCCUCUCUGUGCUCUCUCACCAAAGCUGAAAUCAAGUUCCACAUUGCACAUUUGCAUGAAAUACAGGGCAAGUAUCAAACGUCAGUUCAAGCGUACGAAGAACUGCUGUCCUUCAUUCCUCUGCCGGAUACCGUCAAAGCCAACUCUCUCAGACAACUGGGUUGGCUCCAUCACAGCUGUGAGCAACUUGGCGACAGUGCCUCCCGGGAGACCAAAGCCAUCCAGUUCCUCAUCAAAUCCCUGGAGGUGGAUCCCAACAGCGGUCAGUCUUGGUACUUCCUGGGCCGCUGCUACUCCAGCAGUGGUAAGGUCCACGAUGCCUUCACGUCUUACCGGCAUUCCAUCGACAAGUCGGAAGCCAAUGCUGACACCUGGUGCUCAAUAGGAGUGCUUUACCAGCAGCAGAACCAGCCCAUGGAUGCUCUCCAGGCCUACAUCUGUGCUGUACAGCUGGAUAAAACACACGUAGCAGCCUGGACCGACCUUGGCAUACUCUACGAAGCUUGUAGUCAACCGAGGGAUGCACUUACCUGCUACAUGAAUGCCUCAAAGUGUUCUAAGAACAGUGGGACGACGUCUCUCGGACCAAGGAUCAAAUUGUUACAAGCCCAGGUCAACGCACUGCCUCAGUUACAUAUGCAAACAAAAAGCAAAACACUGCCAAGUAUUGAGGAGGCAUGGAGUCUUCCUAUUCCUGCUGAGCUGACAUCCAGACAGAGCAACAUGACCACAAUCCAACAGGCACGCAUGAUACCGCCCACGGUAGCUGUCACCAAAGCCAUGCCUCCCCCACCAUACCCCAACCAACUAACCAAUCAACUCACCACCGUCCCCAAUGCUGCACUCAACUGCCUGCCGACUCAGCCGCCGCCCGUCUCUGUGGGUGGGGCCCAGACCAACGCCUCCUCCAGCUCAACAACCACCCAACCCGGCAAUGCACCCAAACGCCGAAAAAACUCGGCUGCGCAAAAGAAGAAGUCUUCCACCUCAGUAGCUGAGCUUCUGAGUAUACAGCAGCAGCAGCAACAACAGCAACUGCUGCAGCAACAGCAACAACAGCAGCAGGCCCUACAGCAGCAACAACAGCAGCAAGCUCCCAGCGUUACCCCUGGCCAGCCCAAGCAGCCGGUUCAGUCCCGCGAGCAACAGCAGCCACAGUCCCCCUCGCCGCCGUCCUUCUACCUGACGCCGCAGCAGGUGGCGCUGUUGCAGCAGCUGCAGCAGAACCAGGCCAACCUGAGCCCCGAGCAGACGGUAGUUAUGCAGCACCUGCAGCAUAAUCUGUGGCUCAUGCAGCAACAUCAUCAGCAGAUGUUAAAGAAGCAUCAGCAGAUGCAGCAACAGCAGGAGCAGCAACAGCAGCAAGCAGCUGGUGGGCAUCUGCAACUCCCAACCAGCAGUGCAAGCAGCAGCCAGCAACAGUCAGCCCUGCCAAACCUCGGUGGCCUUCGUAACACAUCCCAACAGGGAGAUUCAGGUUUGGGCAACACUCUGACAUGGGCGGGCCAGGCCCAGCCCGUGGAUGCCCUGCCCGCUUCGACCGGAACCACGAACUUAGACCUGCUGAGUCGGACAUCCGGGAGGAAUGCAGUGUCAGCAGUGGGAUCGGGCGUAGUGGUGACUGCCAAUGGAGGAGGUCAGGCAGUAUGCACCGGAGGAGCCUUUGUUCCUGCAGGAAACACAGCCACUAGUGUCGGAUUUGCAAAUAUUGGACUGGCCGUAUCCAGCGCACAGACACCAGGGCUGAGUUUCCCAAGGCAUCCUUCCCCAGCUGACGCACCAAAGACCCAGGAACUAUUCAACAAUCAGGCUGUCGCGGGCUCUCUGCAGAGCCGGUCAGGCACAGCCUCCCCAUUGCAUGGACCCAAGAGGAUGGUCACACCCCCAGGGCCAGCCAGCAGUCCUGGACAUGCCCAGACGCCCCUCCAGAAGUCCCUUGACUUCCCUGCGCCGAACGUGGUAGCUCCCCAAAAUGUGGACAUGAACCAGAAGCUCGCCGAGUUCAAAUCUCGGACAGGGGGUGGGGCGGAACCCCAGAGCCUCAUGUCCCCUCAGGAAAUCGCAGACUCUAUGCUGGCCCAGCUGUCCCACACAGACGGCGCCGCCUCGAGCAAAAGUAGCGCGAACUUCAUGGGAGGUACCUCCCCUAGUGUCGCUGGUGAGAACCCCACAAGCGUUAGACACAGCAACGCGGGCAGUGCAUUCUUCAGUACUAUGCCAUCGGGCAUGGGGCCGGGAACAUCACAUGACUCAAAUAACUCGAGACACGAGGGCGGAGUUUUCAAGACCCCACCCCCAGUCACGUCCAGCAUCAACUCCUCGGAGAGCAUCUACUCACAGGCAUUCCAUCCCGGUGUUGAUUGCAAGCCGAAGAUUCCGGAGCACCGAACAGCCGGGCUUGGCUCGCCCCUGCACCCAGCAAGCUCCAGUCAUGGCGCUCACGCCAUACCCAUGGAGGGAUUGAACAGUGUGACAUCUGGGCUGAGUAAUGCCAUGACGAACUCUGCCUCUCCGGCCCAGUCAGUGGGAACUCCACCCAGUGUGUCCAGUCAUUUAUCACAGAUAGACCAUGGGUCAGGAGAGCAUGGUAUGAACACUGUGUCUGGUAUGGGCUCUCCUAUGGGGGGCUCUGUGGUACGUAAGGACAGCAUUGCUGAAAGCUGUGUCCAGAACCAUGUCAAUGGUGUGGGAACAAGUCAAUAUGAUCGGACGUUAUCCAUCAAUACCUCCAUCUCGUUAGGCCGAGGUAGUCAUGCCACCUCCCCCUGCCUGUCCCCCUCGGGUCUCUCCAUAUACUCUAGCUCGGCCAAGGUCCUGGAGGCCUGCCGCAAGCUGGGCAAGAACGGGCUACGGAACAAUAACAUCUUGCUGGAGAAGAUGCCUCCACCAGCACCCCCACCGGCCCCCUAUCCGCCCUUGCCCAAAGAUCAACUCAAUCCUCCAACGCCAAGCGUCUAUGUUGAAACCAAGAUGGAUGCCUACUCACCAGCCCUGGCUGAGUACUGCAUGUCACCCACCCAGCCCAUCACGGUCAUCCGAGGUCUGGCUGCCGCACUCAAGCUGGACUUGGGACUAUUCUCAACCAAAACGCUGGUGGAAACACACGGUGACCAUCCAGUAGAAGUAAGAACACAGAGGCAACAACCUCCUGAUGAGAACUGGGACCAGGCUGGUCUGAAGAAGGUAUGGAAGUGUGAGAGCAGUCGUUCCUUCACCACCAUCGCCAAGUAUGCCCAGUACCAGGCCUCCUCAUUCACAGAAAGCCUAAGGCAGGAAGAAAACGAGAAGAAAUCAAUGGCAGAUGACCCCUUCUCAACCAAAAGGAAAAAGAAGUCCAAUGGAGGCGUGGCUCCAGCAGGGCGAGAGGGCGGACGGGAAUUCAAGAUGCUGAAGUUUGGAACAAACGUUGAUCUCUCCGAUGAGAAAAAGUGGAAGAAACAGUUACACGAGUUGAACAAGUUGCCAGCAUUUACUCGCAUCGUGUCACCAGGCAACAUGCUGAGUCAUGUCGGUCACUCCAUCCUUGGUAUGAAUACUGUACAGCUGUACAUGAAAGUACCAGGGAGCAGAACACCGGGUCACCAAGAGAAUAACAACAUGUGUUCCGUGAACGUCAACAUUGGUCCAGGAGACUGUGAAUGGUUUGCUGUAUGUAACUCCUAUUGGGGGACCAUUAUGAGUCUGACAGAGAGGUAUAACAUCAACUUCCUGAAGGGGUCGUGGUGGCCUGUGUUGGAAGAUUUGUAUGAGGAGAAUGUUCCUGUGUACAGAUUCAUACAGCGACCUGGUGACUUGGUGUGGGUCAACGCAGGGGCUGUGCAUUGGGUGCAGGCAGUGGGUUGGUGCAAUAACAUAGCAUGGAAUGUGGGUCCACUGAUCAGCAGCCAGUACAAGCUGUCAGUGGAACGCUACGAGUGGAAUAAGCUGCAGGGCUACAAGUCCAUCGUUCCCAUGGUUCAUCUCUCCUGGAAUAUGGCCAGAAACAUCAAGAUCACCGAGCCCAAACUCUUCGAGAUGAUGAAGUACUGCUUACUGCGGACGCUCAAACAGACGCAGAUGACGCUGGACCUCCUGAAGGAGAUGGGGGUGGAGGUGCAUUGGCAUGGCCGAGCCAAGAAUGAAACUGCCCAUUACUGCGUCAACUGUGAGGUGGAGGUGUUCAACAUUCUCUUUACGACGGAGAAGGAUCGAAAGUAUGAGGUCCAUUGUCAGGACUGUGCCCGCAAAGCCAGUCACAACUUGGAGGGCUUCGUGGUGCUGGAACAGUACAAACUGCAGGACCUAAUGGAUGCCUACGAUGCCUUUGUCCUCCAUGUACCCGAGAAGGAUGAGAGUCGAGGCUCAACAUGACGGAGGAUCUGCAGCCAUUUAGCUGCUGCAGAGUACCGGCUACAGUCCACAUCCGAGUUACCUAUCCGUUAAUGACAGCGGUACAGCAGUGGGACCAAAGCGCCUCUCCCUAGAGUCAAACCAAAACCAUCGACCGGUUACGAACAAAAAUCACAUGGACAGUGUUAAAUGGUGGAAAAGGACAAAAAAACAGGACGCAUCAGUCAGAUUUCUGUCAAAGCAAGAGUUUGAGUUGAAUGCAGCCCAACAUCUCGAGUGCUAGGAAGCAAACAGUAGCCCCUCACUCUCAGAGAGAAUCACCUGCAAUACAGCUGACUUGAGGCAAUGUCGACCAUCACACAUUGUGGACUCAAGCCAGCAAUGCUGUGUAAGUGUUUCAAUAAAGGAAAUGGUGACAAGCCAGUCAACAGAAUGACAGGUUGCAACAUAGCAACUGCCAUUCAAGCGCAACAAAUUCAAAACCGAUGAAACUCCCAUUACAGUCGCUGAGUGUUUAGAAACGGAAAGUUCAGUUCAACCCAAGACAUUUUUCAGCUGCAUCUGUAUCCAAAGGAACGACCUGCACCCCUGUAACUAGUGUUUGCUUAUACACUGCUGAACACCAAUGGAUGUAUUUAACGAGUACCAGUGAAUGUUUGGAGAAGACAAUGCAUCUGUUGCAUAUAAUUGAUUAGCCUUAUAUGUUGUGGCAUCUUAACACCACCUUGUUGACAGCUCACCCAAAUAAUUUGGCUUCACUCUGGUAAACAAUAGUCGUGAUGCCGGCACGAUUGUAGGGAACUGUAGAGUACGGUGUUGUGAUUAGACCGCACGAAGGCUAAAGAAGCUAAGGAUAUGCACUCGUAACAAAGGUAUUGUAAUCAUCACAAAAUAGAGAUUGCUGUCGAAACUGAACAGAAAACUCGAAAUUGGGGACCGACGUCAAGUUGACAUCAUGGGCCGGCCAUUUUGCGCUUCUUCCCCCAUCCCACUUUUGACAGACUUAACCACAACAUGAAAUGCUGCAUGGAUCAUGUUGAUAAGAUGAUGAGCCCAGGUUCAAGGGAUAAUGUUUAGAAUUGGACUCUGUGAGAAGCUUCAAUAUCAGACGGUUUGUUGUAGCAUCUGCUUGGAGGAUUCACAUGAUUUGGGAGCAUCUGUGAAGUUGGGUUCCUUUUGAUUUGUAAUGUCGAUGCUAACAUUGGCCAAGUGUAAUGAACACAGAAAAAAAAUUGCCCUUGUUGGUUUUUUUUUUGUUUUUUUUUUAUUUAAUUUUAUUUUCAGAUUUUUAUUACCUUUUUUAAGUAAAACUAACUGAGUCUUGGAGCACAUGUUGAGUUUUCCCAAAUCAGGAGAAUCAAAUUUGGUACAUGAAAAAUCACCAGAAAACAAGCACACACUGUGACACUAAACAAAAGUACACGCCCAGUAAUCUCAACAACUAAAUUUGGAAGCACCAUCUUGGCUCCACACUCGAAACAGUUUAGAAUGGAAAAAUGCAAAGAGUUGGUUGUUUUCAAUUUUCUGCAAUGCAUUUCUUCGUUGCAGAUCAAACCAAGAUGAUUAGUGCCUAGGAAAACACACACUCCAAAUGACAGCUGAUGUGGGUUUCUUUCUUUUGGUUUAAUAGCAGAUGACGAUGCUGAAGAAGGAUCUUUGGUUAAGGAAUUGCACACAAUGAACGUUGAAAACUCAAAAUUUUAAAAGAAUGUCUUCUGGUUGAAAAAAAAGGGAUGAAUGACUUGGCUCUCAGUCCUGAGUGAAUAUCCAAACUAUGCAAAUUUUUAUGUUGAUUGUCCUUUUGCUGUGUAGGAGAAUCUGUUGAAUAUUCAUGUCAGUUAAAAAAUCCCUGUAAUGAGAGCCCUUUGUCUUUGUUUUGUUUGUUUUUUAUCCUUUUUGUUUGUUUUUUUUUGAAGGGGAGUCAAGAUAACAAUUUUGGCUAAUUUAGUGACAAGAUUUUAAGGGUUUCUUUAAAUGAUAACACAUUGCUUGCCCAUGGGAAAAAAAGGUGUUGUCACAAUAGCCAGUAGAAGGAAUUCUUUGUAGGAUUGGACCAAUUAUUUGUCGUAAAAGCAAUAACCAGGCAGUUAAUGAACUCUCUGAAUCUUGGCCUUUUUAGUCCCAUGAUGCCUGCCUGGGUUAAGAAAUCAUACCAAAAAAUUAAUUGUUGUUGGGGGCAGCAGUGUUAAAAGGGUCAACUUUAUUUUGUCAAGUGAAGAAAGGAAGAAUAGCCUUCCAAAAAUGAACCAGUUUCUUUAAAAUAUGCAUUUUAAACAGGAAAUUGUCAUAGUACAUGUAAGCAGUCAGACAUAUUUGAUAUUUAACUUUCACACAUAAAUGAGGUGAAUGAAUUUGCAAUUAGCCAAUCAGAAUUAAGCAGUCACAAAUACUUUCUCUACGUGGACCCUCGCUCAAUUUAUGUUAUUGAAUUGUUAAUAUGUAAAUAAUGGCUUUAUUUGUAAACUGACUAGCGGCUCAUUUAAUGCCAGUUUGAGAAUCUGAUUAUCAAAGAGUUGUCUCUAGUCGCAAACAAUAAAUGCCGUGUUUGACAAAGUACAUAUCAAAGAUGUUAAGUUGCAUAAUCAAUUAAUAUGAAAUGGAUGACUGGCAUGAAAUUCCAGUUAUUUGUGAAAUUGAAAAUUGAGAGAUUGGUAUAAGAUAUUGAAUUCUCAAAUUUUGCAAAAUUUCCAAGACAUCUUUUCUUCGUUUUGUUUGAGCCUGAAGGGUGUGUAAUUGAUAAAGUAGUCUUUUAGGAAAAUGGUGAUUUUUCGUUUUUGUUUUACUUUUUUUGUUUUUGUUUUUUUACUUGUCAAGUUUAACACCACUCUCAGGGAAUGCAUUAAUUUGUAAUUUUACUUAAGCCCCAGUCUGUUGUGUUUGAGGCAUGUCAAAUGGCCUAUUCUCGAAAGCUUAGUCGAGGAGUUGGAUGUUUUUUGUUUUUGUUUUGAAUUGGCAGAUGCUAAAAUGCAAACUUGAAACCAUUGCCUUUGUUGCGUUCUAUGCAUAGUCAGUAUCCUGAGAUCUUCAAUGCCAAACGUAUUGUGCUCUACCAUACUGUUCAACUACCUGGGUGGUCUGCUAUUUCAAAGUUGUGGGGGGAAAAAAGGUUAAGAAUGGAAAGGUAAUUUGGUGUAACUUCUUGGAUUUGCAGUUUUUAUCAUUUCCGGGUUUUUUUUUUUUUUGUGGUAGUCUGUGUAAAUAUUGGGCCUUGUUCUUCAAGCAGUUAAAGUGGACAAGAUAUUAUUUUCUCCAUACUAUUAAUGUAUUUGCAGUCAGAACUUGAAAGAGGUUGCCUGUAGGGGAAUUUUUAGAUGCGCUGGCUUGAAUUCUUAAGUGGUGGUACGCAAAAUAUUCCUGAAAGUAUCAGCUUUUCGGUUAGUUUUAUCCCUCUUUUUCCUGAACUGAGAAAUAUUCCUACAAAAGACACUGAAUGACCAUAACAAGCCUUGGGUCACUUGGGGAAAUUGGCACAAGAAUGCCCUUGGUGUGAAAUGAAGUAUUGUUGGCUUUGCGGAUUUGUGUGGGUGUAUAUUUUCUUUUGUUUUGCCAAAGCAGCCAUUUUGGCAUGGUACUGCUCUAUGGGUUUUUUAUGUGUGACUCUCAGAAACAAGCGCUAGCGUCAUCAACCCACAGCUAUUUUACACACAAACAGGUUGAAGGGAAUGUUGGGAAUGCCUGACAAUCUAACUUUGGCAGCUGGCCUCCUUCAUUAGUUUUUUUCAGGAGAGGUUAGGGAAGGAAUUGAGCGGAUGAUGAAGAGUAUGUCAAGGAUUUUCUCCACCUUUUGCUCGAGUACUGUGUGUUUGUUCGAUGUGAUGUAGUCAUAGAUGGAAACUUUGAUAUCUGUUCUCACAUCUAAUCUUUCUUCACACAGUGCCUAAUAUUUGGACCUGUCAUUUCAUACCUGUGGUAGAUGUGUUUUCCAAUACCUCAAGGUCGUUACCAGUCAAUUUUAGAUUGUAUAAUUCAGUUGGUGAAAUGUUAUUAAAGUACGCAUAUUGGAUGUAAAAAGGGCAGGCUGUAGCGCAGUACGGCUCACAGAGUGUACAAACUCGGGUAACACUUGUACUUACUGUUCAAAAUUAAAGAGAACUCAUUUUUUUCAAAAACAAGUUGGUUUUCUUUUUGGCAAUGCGGUUUGAUUAGUCCGAAACAGUUGCAGAUUUCAUUGUUUUUGAGUUAUAUCAUUACGACCAAUUGGUAUAAAGAUUGUCGCAUUUUCACCAUUUCAAGGAGGCUUAUUAGAUCUUGGAAGUCAUUUUUUCUGUAAUUUUUCUAACUCUAAUUUAUAUGAGUGGAAGCUACAACCUGAAAUAUGUAAUUGUUUUAAUGCUGCAAAUCAGCAGUGAAGUUGGGUUUGCGAAGCUACUGCUUGAGGGGAAAGUUGCUUGGUAGAUGUUCAUUGUAAGCAGAAAUCAGAUAUCGUUACAUGUGUUUGUAACAUUUUUGAAGAGCAGUAUAUAGGUUUCUCUCAAGUGACUUCACUUCCUACACAUUGCCAUGUGCAUUGACAUUUCGGACUUCAAAUUUUCAUAACACGCAUCGGCUGCACCGUAUCUUGAAGAUACUUUGAUCAACACGUGAACAGUUGCACACUGCGCACGCAGGCAACUGAUGACGUUGAAUGCGUAGUUGUGCUUUUCCUUUGAGGAUGGCGUCCUUGAGAGAGAUUUAUCGUCUUGUCUGCAAGCAGAUGCACUCAGCAACUUUGUUCCAUCCUAGUGGCUGUCUUUGAUUCUGUAGAGUUAUCAAGUAGUUCAUGAAUUUCGUUUUUGUUUUUUGGGGGUUUUUUCUGCAAUAAAUUGGCAUAUUUAGCGAAAUUGGAUACUACACAUUGACAGCAAAAUGUUACCAUUGAAACUUCGGAGCAGGAAUGUUUGAAGUCAUCAUCUUGUUUCUCACCUCCAUUCAAAAACUACGUAUUCGUACAGAUAUAGUUUUAUUUGUGUUAUUAAUAUUGAUUUUUCAUUUUAAUUAUAGUUCACAUUUCAAUAGAAUAUUAAAUUCCAUAGUGUAUUAUAAAGGGCAUUGGAAUUUUUGCCAAUUCUACAAGGAAAACAAGACUAAUUUAACCUAAGUUUCACCCAGUUUCGAAUUUACAUAUUUCAGGCUCGUAGAUUCAGUUUUGUUAAGUUUUAUAAUUUGAACAGGGAAUUUCCAUUGUUUGAAACUCGAUCAGCUGAAGAAUACGCUGAAUCAUCUCAUACCAUCAUGAUGGAUAUUUCAUUUAUGCUCUCAUCACGAACAGUCUAUGGUGCUGUGCCGUUGUGCGUUCCCCUCCCUCUGUUUUGUUAUUUAAUAACGGUAUACAUGUACAUGUACAUUGUAUAACGUUCUGCAUACACUGUUCUCGUAGUGUGACACAAGUUUAUAAAUAUGUUUAUACAGUGUAAAAUUCAUUCACGACCAACAUUAAAAAGAAAAUUUCAAAGAAAAAAGAAAUCUAAGCAAGACUGAAUGAUAGGAGUGUUUUGUACUCACAAUGUGUAUUGACUGGAAUUAAUUUUUAUGGCCAUUAACUUCGGAAUGGGAACUGGCCGUGCAAGCAAUUUGUAUAUUGUAAAAAGAAUUCAUUUUUCUGAUGUUUAAGGUAAACAUUAGAAUGGUAGAAAUAAUGAUGUGUAUCUAAAGUCGGAUAUUGUAUUAAAGUUGUAAUAUUUCGUUUCUCUCUAUUCUGUGUCGGGCCACGGAGGUAGAUGCAGAAACAUUGGCAAUUUUGAUAAUUAAUUGAGAUGUCAUUUGAACGUUUUUGUGGAUAGAUUUAUACAUAAAUUGCCUUUUUCGAGGGUUUGAUGGUCUCGAGUCGAUUUGAUUGAUCUGUGAAUAUGUGAUGAUUAAGAGAAAAGAUGAGAAUUUAACCAUUCCACUGUGUGCUUAGUGUUUAGAAAAUGAAGUCUGAACUUGGCUGAUUAGCCAUGAGAGGAAGUGUUAGUAGACCGACACCAGAAUGAACCUUGUAGAGUUCGUAUUUCCUUGUCUUUUGGAUUUUUUAAUCGUAGAUUUUGAUUGAUUUAUGACUAAGGUUUGCACAUUUCAUUCUCUGGAUUGGAUAUUAUGAAAGGUAGUUUUUCUUACUUUUGUUUCUCUCUCAAUUGGUAAAAAUGUACAUUGUCACUUUAUUUAUGAAAUACAUAUUUAUUGCAAAAGCAAA